Molecule: messenger RNA, 1854 nt
Organism: Prunus armeniaca (apricot)
Lineage: Eukaryota; Viridiplantae; Streptophyta; Magnoliopsida; Rosales; Rosaceae
Source: the annotation of a GenBank genome assembly
AUGAAAUUCCUGUUGGGUUCUCAGAUUCUGCUGCGGCCCCUCACGAACAAGCAGAGGCUGCAAUCUCAAUGCCAAUCCCAAGGUUCGGGGAGUGCUUGGCUGGGCUUUCGUACGCAGGUUGUGUUUUUACCUCCUAUCCUUCCGCGAAGGAGGAGAUGCUUGGUGGUAAAAGCGGCUUCUGCGGCUGAGGGAGGUUCUAGAAGGCCCGCCAGUGCUCGGAGAGUGUAUAGAGAAUCACAGAGCGCGAGCUCAUUGCCUGUUGCUCCAGUCAAGCAGCUCGCUUCCUUCGUCGUUCCUGCCGCCUCAUUCUUUGCCGUCACUUUCGUUUUGUGGAAAUUGGUGGAGAAAAUCCUUGUUCCAAAGCGGCAGAAGACUUCAUCUGUUGAAAACAAAACGCCUGCCGAAGGAAUGAAGUGGUCUUUUGCCGCCGGUUCAAAUUUGCUUACAGGUUUUGGUGCAAAGAUUGAGAGAGAGUCCAAGCUGAAGCUCAAUGAUUUCGCCAAGGAACUUAGGUCAUUCAGAAGUGUCGACUUGUCAGGGCAUAAUUUUGGAGAUGAAGGAUUAUUUUUUCUUUCUGUGAGUUUGGGUUACAAUCAGACUGCUGAAGAAGUGAGUUUUGCUGCAAAUGGAAUAACUGGAACUGGAAUGAAAGCUUUUGAUGGUGUUCUUCAAUCUAACAUUAUGUUAAAGACUCUUAAUCUUUCUGGAAACCCCAUUGGAGAUGAAGGCGUUAAGUGCCUAUGUGAUAUAUUGGUGAAUAAUGAUGGUAUUCAAAAGCUCCAGCUCAACAGUACUGACUUAGGAGAUGAGGGUGCAAAGGCUAUUGCAGAAAUGUUGAAGAAUAAUUCAAGCUUGCGUGCUCUUGAACUUAACAACAAUAUGAUCGACUACUCUGGAUUUACAAGUCUUGCUGGAGCUCUUGUUGAGAACAACACAAUACGGAAUAUACAUCUGAAUGGCAAUUAUGGUGGUGCCCUGGGGGCCAAUGCUUUAGCGAAAGGACUUGAGGGGAACAAGUCUUUAAGGGAACUUCAUUUGCAUGGAAAUUCUAUUGGAGAUGAAGGAGUGGCUGCUUUGAUGUCAGGUUUAUCAUUACAUAAAGGUAAACUUACACUUCUAGAUAUUGGAAACAACUCUUUUAGUGCAAAAGGCGCCUUUCAUGUUGGUGGAUAUGUCAAAAAGACCAAGAGCUUGUUAUGGUUGAACGUUUACAUGAAUGAUAUAGGUGAUGAGGGAGCUGAAAACAUUGCAGAUGCUUUGAAGCAAAACCGGACAAUAACAACCAUAGACCUGGGAGGAAAUAACAUCCAUGCCAAAGGAGUCACUGCCAUAGCUGAAGCGUUGAAAGAUAAUUCUGUCAUUACAUUUUUGGAGCUUGGUUAUAAUCCCAUGGGACCUGAUGGGGUGAAGGCUUUAUCCGAAGUUCUGAAGUUUCACGGAAACAUAGAAACCCUUAAGCUUGGCUGGUGCCAGAUUGGUGCAAAGGGUGCAGAGUUCAUUGCAGAUAUGUUAAAAUAUAAUACUACGAUACGUGUUCUGGACUUGCGGGCAAAUGGACUUCGAAAUGAAGGUGCAUCCUGCCUGGCCCGUAGCUUAAAAGUGGUUAAUGAAGCUUUAAGUUCAUUAGAUUUAGGGUUCAAUGAAAUCAGGGAUGACGGGGCGUUUGCAAUUGCUCAAGCACUGAAGGCCAAUGAAGAUGUGACAGUCACAUCUCUGAACCUUGCGAGUAAUUUCCUCACCAAAUUUGGGCAGAGUGCUUUGACAGAUGCAAGAGACCAUGAAGCAUGGGUAAGAACUCCAAUAUCCAAACUUGUGGUUGAAAAUUUUGAGUUCUUAUCGACUUCCACUUACUGA